UUCUUUUAACUGUGUUCUCCCUUCCCCACAGGAAACAUGGUGGAAUGGUGUUUACCUCAAGAUAUUGACCUUGAAGGUGUUGAGUUCAAGUCUAUGGCCAGUGGGUCCCAUAAAAUCCAGUCUGAUUUCAUCUAUUUCCGGAAGGGCCCCUUCUUCGGCCUGGCCUGCUUCGCCAACAUGCCGGUGGAGAGCGAGCUGGAGCGGGGAGCACGCAUGAAGUCUGUGGGCAUCCUGUCUCCGUCCUACACCCUGCUUUACCGGUACAUGCACUUCCUGGAGAACCAGGUUCGACACCAACUGGAGAUGCCAGGACAUUACUCCCAUCUGGCUGCCUUCUACGAGGACAAGAAAGGGGUGCUCCAUGCUGGUCCCGGGAGGGGCGGCAGCCUGCCCCCUGUCUAUUGGCUGCCUUCCAUCCACCGGUACAUGUACCCAGAGAUGAAGAUCACACACCCAGCUGGCUGCAUGUCUCAGUUUAUUAAGUUUUUUGGAGAACAGAUCCUCAUUCUUUGGAAAUUUGCCUUACUUCGAAAGCGCAUUCUGAUAUUUUCUCCCCCUCCUGUGGGUGUCGUGUGCUAUCGAGUAUACUGCUGCUGCUGCCUGGCCAACGUCUCCCUGCCCGGCCUCGGGGGCACCAUUCCCGAGUCCAAGCCUUUCUUCUAUGUGAACGUGGCUGACAUCGAGAGCCUGGAGGUAGAGGUGUCCUAUGUGGCCUGCACCACGGAGAAGAUUUUCGAGGAGAAGCGGGAGCUGUACGAUGUCUACGUGGACAACCAGAAUGUGAAGACACACCACGACCACCUGCAGCCCCUGCUGAAGAUCAACAGCGCCGACCGGGAGAAGUACCGGCGGCUCAACGAGCAGAGGCAGACGCUGCUGUACUCCCAGGAGGUGGAGGGGGACUACGGCCCAUGUGAAGAGGACCUCUUUGUGCUGUUUUUCCUCGAACAAAACAACCGGAUAUUCCAGACGCUGCUGGAGGUGUCCGCCAGUCAGGACAAAACUCUGACAGCCGAGCAUGCGCGGGGCAUGGGCCUGGACCCCCAGGGCGACCGCAGCUUCCUCAUGGACCUGCUGGAGGCCUACGGCAUCGACGUCAUGUUGGUCAUCGACAACCCCUGCUGCCCAUAGGAGGGGAGCCGGGCUGGUGAGCUGCUUGCGGGACUCGGCCAGGCCCCGAGGGCUCACUUUUUAUUAAGUGGACACAAAGGGAUACUGUUUAUACUUCCCAACUGAUGUAAUUUUUGCAAUCGCCGUUCUUCCCUUGCUCUGGAGAGGUGAGAUGAGACUGCCGUGGUUUGUGUGCUGCUUCUGUAGGACGCUGGGGUCUGCCGCCUUCUCCCAGAGUUGCUGCCUGCUUUGGUCUCCGGUGUUAUCAGCGUUGACUCUCUCCUCUCCUUGUUGGAUGCCCUGAGAUGCGGCAAAGGCCAAGUGUCGCUAGGAGUGGGCUGAUCUCUGGAGACACAGGUGGACUGUUCCAGAACUCUGUGUGGCCCGCAAUGGAUUCAAGGAUGAGACCACGUCUUCCCUAAGUGUGGUCCUGGGUAUCCCCCGUGGCGGAAGCUAGACCAGGUGACCUUUCAAGGUCAUCAGUUCUGAGAGUCCAGGCUGGGGGUCAGAUCCAUUUUCCUGUUUAUUAGGACAAACCUGUGUCUUCCUGUGAGUAGAGAUCUGAGUGGGACAGAAGGAUGUUUCCGACCCGAGUACGAGCUUCUCCUGGGACCGGGCGACAGGGAGAGGCUCCUUGUCAGUCAGCUGAGACUCCUCCCAGUUCUUGGCGGCCACUUCCUCAGAAUCCCCCUCUCGGGAUGGGUUGGCAAAUCCAUUUUCCAAUUCAGUCUCCUUUAAGGGCUACCCAUCCUCUUGGAAUAAUUUGGGUAUUUUUAAAGAGUAGCAUGUGUUGCCCAAAGAUGGAGGAAUUGAGGUGCAGGAUAGAAGAUGUUCCUUCAUCCGGUGAGCCCUCCGGAGGCGUGACCAGGAGAGCCUCGGAUCAAAGCAGAGCCUCCCUGGCUUCUGUAAUCCAGCCGGGAUCUGAGCUGGUUAACACCGAGCUGAGAGCACGGGCUGGCAUGGAGCCUCAGAGCUCCUCCUGCAGAGAGGACGUUCCUUGAGCUAAGUAAUUGGGGACAGGGACCUAUCAGGUUUGUUAGCAAAUAUGACAGUGCCUUUCCCCGGCGAGUGUUCGGGAACCCAAGUAUCAGGUUAGUUUCUGCUUUCCUCUCAGAGGUUUCAGUCUGGACAGCUCCCAUCGGUCCCUGCCUGUUCGCUUUGGCUGGGCGUUCGAUGGAUGUCAGCUUCGGUGAGGUAGCGAUUGUGACAUAGGAAGCUGGGGCCUGUGAGUAGUCUUAGGGCCGUAAUUUAGGAUUUUGACUUAAGGAAAUAAUUCCUUCCCCUACCCCCUUCCUGCCUGGCUGUUACCGGAAUAGCCAUCAGUGUAUCGUGUCUGUGGCCAGGCUAAUGCACACAGCAGAAAUAACCUUCCAAUGGGUGAGUCGCAUGACUGAGCUGUUUUCACUGUGGCUCCUUACGAAGGAAUUCAAGGCUACAGAAAUGCAUGCGUGGGACCGCCAACAGGCAUCGAGUCAUCAGGGCAGUGCCUUUUCUGUAAAUAUGUAAAUAAGUGUGGGCAUUGAAAUGUAGACUGUGCAGUACAUUUCUCUCCCUGCAGUCAUGUCAAUAGUAUGUGUGUUUAUAGAAGAAAACAUCCGUGUGCAAGCGAAAGCUGCUCUGCCAUUUUCCUAGAGGAGCGCCCUCUCUCAGCUCGGGGCGGCCUUCUCACCGGGCCGAGUCCUGGUUACUGUCGGGGGUGUGCGGAAGGUCCAGGGGUGCAAAGCUGGGGGUGGGGGGUCGGAGCGGGGGGGGGGGUGGAAGGGCAGGGCAGAUUCCCAUGGAGGACACGGGCAGACGCUGUUUCCGUGGAACUGGGGAGUGUGUUGGAAGAAUGCCUUUUCAGCACUUGGGCUCCAGUCUGUGUGCAUGCGAACACUUGUGUCUGUGGUCUUGUAAACUCGGAGCUCGGAAGUGCUGAGGUACAGGUGGUGGGGAGAAAAUGAGGCUCCUGGAGUUCCCUCUGAAUGGUGGGUCAGGGGCUCUGGGCUUCACUCAACUCCACUGUUGUGGGCAGCCAUCUGUCUGGCAUGUCCGUGCGUCCACCUUCAUGCCAUGCAGAGGGCUGGGGUCUGGGUGCCCCAGUGGGGAACAUACACAUGAGGCUGUGCCAUGUCUUAGGUCAUGGGGAACCUAGCCCUAGCUGACCCCAAAGCGGAACUUGUCUGUCCCCUCCCUGCCGGCCUUCCCCGCCCUGCCGCUUCCUCGUGGGACUAGAAAGUCGGUGUGGUGCCACCUCUGCUUGGCUGACCAGCGUGCACACUGGCUCUGUAUUCCCUUUGUCGUGGUUUGUCAUCUCCCGAGCAUUUUUUGCUUCGAUUGAGAUGUGGAGGUUCCCCUUUGAAAGCUUGCUGUGGACCUGACUGCCAUCCCCCUGCCUCCUCCCCACUGUCUCGGGUGGGCAGCCCAGCCCAGCAUGAUUCGCUGCCUGUUUCCUAGAAGGGGAAUGAGUUUGUGAGGUCUGAGGCAGGAAUCCUUGGGUGGCGGCGGCAGAAGCUGGAAGCCACCUUGGUUUGGUUUUCUGUCCCUGUUGACAUACUGAGAAACCAUCGCUUUCGUUUGGAAGAUGUUGGUGAGCAGCAUCCUUUGAGGUCCUGCCUUCCCGGUCUGUAAGCUGGGAUGCCUAUGGAGACCACUGACCUGGAACCUGUUGGAAACCUAACCUGGGGUGUGGCCCCUUGACUGAGGGCUGUUGCUGGAGCAAGCCCUCCCUGCCCCCGCUGGCCGGGUCCCUUGGGCAACUUUCAGCCUGAGCUUGUGUGGUGCUGGGAGCCGUGAACCAUCCUGGGAACUGCUGACCUGAGACUCCUGGGCUGCGCUGACAUCCUGAGGUCGCGUUGGAAAACUCCAGGUUGCGAGAAUCCUGGUGAGGCCUAAUCCAGGCGUGGGGGUUACUGGUGUUAAAGUGGGUUUUUCAAGUUUGCAGGCUUGGCAGAUGGCAGUAGUCAGCCUUUGCCACCAUGUCCAGUUGCCCUCUAGCUCGGGACUGCCUUUGGAAGGAGUCAGAAAUGGUCGGGCUUAUCUCCUACCAAUUGAAAAGUCUGGGCCACGUUGUUUGUUGAGAAUUUGCUUUGGCUUUCGUGGAGCAUGACGUUCUGCCCAGUUGGGGCCCUGGGCCUCAGUAAAUUGUGACUCCAUGAGUUAGGAGGCACGCGCCUCCCAAAUCCUUCAUCCAUGCGACACCUCUUCUUGCAGUUGGCUGGGGCAGGAAAGCCAAAUUCAUGGAUGUAUUUAUUGGUGGAAAUAAGUUAGCAUAGGAAUUUGCAUUUAUAACUUGACCUUGUUUGGUUCCAUGUGAAAGUCGAGAUGGAGAAUUUAAGUGUAGCACGGGGUGUAGGUAAUUCUAAAUACCGUGUGUGAAAAUUCAUUUAUCAGUGUAACAGCCUGUGAUAUUUUAGCUGGAGGAUAAAGACAAAGCUCAAUUAAAUCACAGCUGAAUCACUGUUUCUCCUGCUGGUGGCGAGGAGGAGGAGCCAGCUAUUUGUCUUGAUACAUCGAGAGCCCUUCAGGCACAAUAAAAAGAGGAGAUUAUUCACCUUUAAACUGAGGCCUUUAGGGAAACUUUUGCAAAGGGCAGUAACAAAUUAACCUUUUAAUGGUGGUAUAGGAACCCUCCAGGGAAGAGGCCGGGACCGGACCUCAGGGACCUUUUUUUUUUGUUUUUCUGGUGUGUUUUUUAUGAAACAACAAGGCCCAGGGAAUGGACUAAGAUGCUUUCUCCAAGCCCAGAGCAGCUCAUUCUUGCAGAGGUACAGGAGGGGAGGAAAUCAUAAGACAGUGUUCUGAUUGGCAGUGAACUUGCCUUAGUGUGAUGACAGAAAACAGCAAGAAAGUUAAUCUGGGGACCAACACGCAUGCACAGCUUUAUCUCCGUUAGGUUCCUCGCUAGCGGGCGGAGGAUCCAA
Myotis brandtii (Brandt's bat) is the source of this 5012-nucleotide messenger RNA. RefSeq names its product KIAA1147 ortholog (gene DENND11). Gene Ontology annotation, cellular component: cytoplasm. NCBI's taxonomy places the organism in Eukaryota, Metazoa, Chordata, Mammalia, Chiroptera, Vespertilionidae. The transcript is spliced from 8 exons. The coding region runs from base 37 to 1131 and encodes 364 amino acids. The record is from RefSeq and is a predicted model, not a curated record.